AUGAGCCGACAAAAGUGGUGCUGCUGCUUGCCGCUUUCGUGGUCCGUCUACGCGUCGACGUUCAUCUGCUGGGUGACGCAGCUCGCGCUGUCGAUUCUAUUUAUUACACAGGGCUCCUACCCGAGCUACGGUACCAUCGGCGUUUGCUGUAUGUUCUUCAUCAUCGCCAUUGUUGGCAUUCUGCGUCAAAAUACGUGCAUGCUGCGUUUUUAUCAGAUUUAUACGACGUUGCUGCUCAUCGGCCUGAUCGGCAUCAUCGGCUGGAUGUGCUACAUCACUGUCCGGGGGGAUGACAAUGUUUUUUAUGAUAACUGCGUCGCUGAUAAGUACUAUGACAAUGGAUGCAAAGGAGACGCCCGGCGCAUCGCCAUCCUGGCCAUCAUCUUCGCGCUGGUCGGGCUGGCCGCGGUGAUGACGGCAUUAAGAAGUGUUCAUACUUAUAUUGACUAUAUUGUGAUGAAGCGGAUGGCGCGGCCGGAUCCCUGUUGCCAAGCCCCGCCCCCAGCCCCACUUCCACAACCCGGAAUGAACGUCAAUGUGGUGGUUCAACCCCAGACCGGCGGCUAUCCGGUCAGCUAUGUUUACGCCGCCCAGACGGGAGUACACUAUCAACAACAACCAACCGUCCCACCGGCCUACCAACCAGUCUAUCCGACGUAUCCGGCUCAGACUCCUGGCGCGACAAUUGAGGCUUAUAAGGUUACCGUCAUCAACGUCGUACCCCCGAUCCUCUCCUUCCUCGCCACGUCGCCGCUUCUCAAAGAAUUCGACCUCGAAUCCCUGAGGAUGAUUUAUGUGGGUGCUGCUCGAGUUGCUCCCGAUUUGAUCGCAAAAACGCGGGACGCCUUCAGCCAGCCGGUCCAGGUCGUACAGUUAUACGGCAUGACGGAGGCCGGACUACUAAUUUUCAUGACCCCACCCGACAACGAUAGGCUCGAUUCCGUGGGACUACCCCUGCCAGGGGUGGAAUACAAGAUCCUCGACCCGUCCGGAAAUGCGGUAGAUGUCGACAUUCCGGGCGAGCUGUACCUCCGGACGCCUUGCCUUUUAGCUGGCUACCGUAAUGGGGAGAAGCUGGAUUUCUUGAGUCCGGACGGCUGGUUUCCGAGCGGUGACCUUGCUCGAGUCGACGGCGAUGGAUUCAUCUCCAUUGUCGGCCGAACAAAGGAGAUGAUCAAAGUGCGCGGCUGGCAGGUGUCCCCCUACGAGCUGGAAGAGGCCAUAAAAACCAAUAUUUUUGGUGUUGAAGACGUGGCGAUCAUAGGUGUAGAAGUUGAAGAAGGGCUGAGAAAAUCUGGAUGCACCACGGCGGCUACCUUACCCCAAUCGAUUGGCCAGCGCCCGUACGCUUUCGUGGUGGGACCCGAGUGUGAUGCGGAGGCUGUGAAGAGAUUUGUGGAAGAAAACUUCGUCUCCUACAAGCACCUGGCUGGGGUCUCGAUUGUUGACGAGCUGCCAAGGACGGCUUCCGGGAAGUUGUGCCGUCACAAAUUGCUUAAAUUUCCUCGCUCGAUAGACGAA
Messenger RNA from Mesorhabditis spiculigera, 1521 nucleotides. The record is from the annotation of a GenBank genome assembly. Lineage: Eukaryota; Metazoa; Nematoda; Chromadorea; Rhabditida; Rhabditidae.